CCCACUCUGCCCGCCGUCGAUUCACCGCGCUGCUCUUCCCGCAUCCGCAACCAAGUCUGAACUGAUUUAAUAGUCUCCGCAGCGAGAGCAGAAGCACAGUAUGUCCUGGAAAGGUAUCCAGAAGUCCGUGGCGCGGGCACCGCAGAGUCUGCGCCAGAAAAUGAAUAUCGGCGAGCAAACGAAGGAUGCAGUCUUUAUCGAUGCCGAACGGCGGUUCAAGGAACUGGAAAACGAGACAAAGAAACUGCAUGAUGAGUCUGCAAAGUACUUUGCGGCAAUUAACUCGAUGUUGACCCACCAGAUCGAGUUCUCAAAAGCGAUCGAGGAAAUCUACAACCCCAUCAGCGGCCGCGCCUCCGAUCCCAAUGCCGCGAUCCCGGAAGGCAACCCGGAAGGUAUCGCCGCGUGCGAGCAGUACCGAACGAUUGUGAUGGAUCUCCAGGUGACGCUGCAGCCCGAGCUGGAGAUGCUCGAUACGCGAGUCGUGAAGCCUGCGGAGGAGAUGCUCGAGAUCAUCAAGCAUAUUCGAAAGCUGAUUGUCAAGCGUCAGCACAAGCAGCUCGAUCUUGACCGGCACCAUAAUUCACUCAAGAAGUUGCAGGAUAAGAAGGAGCGCACGCUGAAGGAUGAGAAGCAGCUGUACAAGUACGAGAACGACUUUGAGAUUGCACAGCAGGAGUACAACUACUACAACGAUCUGCUGAAAGAGGAUCUACCAAAACUGUUCCAGCUCGAGACAGAGUUCAUCAAGCCUCUGUUUCAGUCGUUUUACUACAUGCAGCUGAAUAUCUUCUACACCUUGUACGAGCGCAUGAAUGCCAACAAUAUCGCGUACUUCAACAUGGACUCUACGGUCGACAUCGAGACCGCGUUCAACACCAAGCGGGGAAAUAUCCAGGAGAUCGCCGAGGCCAUCCCGAUAACACACUUCAACCUCAACCGAUCAAAGAAGAAACUCGCCGACACAAAGUUGAGAUACGCGCGUCCCGGUGGUGCCGCUGGUGCGGCUGGGGCAGGUAGUCCUCUUACGCCUGUUGGAACCGGAUUUUCAGACGGAACGGCUGCGCCUCCGCCGUACGGCUAUGGUGAGUAUGCGCAGCAGCCGGGCGCAGCAGAGUAUGCUCAGCAGGGAGAAUAUGCUCAGCAGCAGCAGCCGUACAGCCCUGCUUCAUACGCGUCAGCCAGUCCAGCGACGCCGGGUGCGCCGUACAGUCCGCAGACUCCUGCCUACGGCCAGCCUGCGUACUCACAGCCUGCUGCUGCCGCUGCUUUGCCAGCGUAUCAGCAGCCAGCCGGGUACACAGGGUAUCCUGCGGAGAAGAAGGCGCCGCCAGCACCUCCUGCCAAACCAGCGUCGAUGGGAGCCCCUGGUGUGGAGUACUGCACUGCGUUGUACCCGUACAAUGCGCAGGCGGAGGGAGACUUGACGUUUGCAGCCGGUGACCGGAUCGAGAUUGUUCAGCGGACGGCGGAUCCCAACGGAUGGUGGACAGGAAAGUUGAACGGUUACCAGGGUGUUUUCCCGGGCAACUAUGUCCAGCUCGAUGCGUGAGGUUGGGUUGUUGUUUGGUUUGGGUUGAGGUGACCGAUGUACGAAAGGAGGAGGAAGGAAGCAGUGGUUUUUUUUGUUAUUGUAGACAGAUAUGUGUGAGAGGAGGCGACAGUCAGACUCGACCGUUGAUAUCUUCUUUUUGAUUUCUAUUAUAUCUCUCUAUUUUUUGUUGCAUAUACUUUUGAGCUUUCCCAGUAUAAUCCUGUUCUUGCUGCUUUGUGUGUUUAGUAUCAUUAUUUGUGUUUGAUAUUCUUUUUUGAGCUCAUAAAAUAGCAUCUAUUAUUCCAUAUUCCAUAUUAAUGUGCAAUUAGAAUAGAGGGGAGUAGUUAUGUUGAGUAUUCAUAAGAUCUCUGAUAUGAAAUCCGAGUGCAUAAUUGGGAGUUUUUGAAGGUUUUGAGUUGGGCGGCUGGUUCUUGGCCCCGCGCUCGUCAUGGA
Myxozyma melibiosi is the source of this 1987-nucleotide messenger RNA. Its product is annotated as actin-associated protein. The record is from RefSeq and is a predicted model, not a curated record. Gene Ontology annotation, cellular component: actin cortical patch; mating projection tip; medial cortex. NCBI's taxonomy places the organism in Eukaryota, Fungi, Ascomycota, Lipomycetes, Lipomycetales, Lipomycetaceae. The transcript has 4 exons. Gene Ontology annotation, molecular function: lipid binding; protein binding. The coding region runs from base 101 to 1552 and encodes 483 amino acids. Gene Ontology annotation, biological process: endocytosis; plasma membrane tubulation; actin cortical patch localization.